AUGCCGGGGAAAAUUGCACUGAAUCCCCUUCCUCCAGGCACGAAACAGCCUGGUCUAGCACAGUCACUGUUGUACAGUGGCAGUAAAUUCCAAGGUCAUCAAAAAAGUAAAGGGAAUCGAUACGACGUCGAAGUUGUAUUGAAGGUAAGUUCGCGUGAGCCGUGUCACGACUCGAAGGGAUAAUUUCCCGCCGUCCGCGUUUGUUACUUUGUGGUCUUAAAAUUUUAACGUAGUCUUCAAAUGAAUGAUUUUUAUGGUGUGUAUGUAAAUUUCUUUUAGCACGUUGACCAGGAGAAGGGUUUUCUCUGUGGAUAUCUGAAAAUAAAGGGCCUUACAGAUGUGAGUAAAAAUUUUGCCGAUGUUCUUGCGUUGUUAUUGUCUAGAUCGCUCUUGAAAUGUACUGAUCAACGUCUGUCCGCUUCAAUGAUCUUGACAGUUCAGCCGAAACUUGGAUUUAUUCGUCGUUUUUGAUUGAACUGAUUUCGUACCUGACUGAAUUAACCGUGUUAAAUUAUAUCAGAUAAUACAGUUACGUACAGAUGUUUUUUUUGCAUCAAAGACUCGUUGUUUUGUCUGAACGCUUCACAGUGCAAGUAUAUAGUCCAUCUAACAGUAGCAAAUGAUAAUAUUAUAAAAAUCUGCAGACGGGUGUUAAUGAUGUAGCGUUUUUUUUUCUCUUGAAACGCUGCAUCACUCCAUUACUUAAAUUUUAUUUACUUUUUGUCGCAUCAGGUUAAUGCUUUUGUUGUGCGCGAUUUUGUUAUGAUUUUCUUUCUAAUAGUUCUAAACAACAUUUGUAUAAAAGUAACCGGAAGUUUAUUCCUAUGCCUUAACUUUGUAGUUUAAGGCAAUGGAUUGAUACAGUUGUUUAAUCUUACCAGACAAACCCAUAUUGAAGGGAAACCACCAUAGUUAUACGAGUUGCAAGCCCCUAUUUAUAAUUCUGUAACUGAUUACAAAUUGCUUGUCUCUAGCACGUUAACAGCCUAAAGUGGGUAGUAUGUUCCUGAAAAUAUUUGUACAAUAGGCCACACUUUCUAUCAGUUUACCUGCAUAAUAAUGCAUGUUGGAUGUUGGGAGAACAAGAAAAUGUAAAUCACAGAUAAAUGACGAGCAAGAAGGGAAGGAAUUAACAAACUUUUUUAGUGUUCUCCCAACAUCCUAAUUGGGCAAUUAUGCUGGUAAACUGAUGGAAAGUGUGGUCUAUUGCUUUUAUAAAAUAUGCUUAGAAUGUUUCAGUUUUCUUUGGGUGUACUUUUGCAAUAAUUGAUUGGUUUUUGACCAAUCAGGGCAUGCAUAGUAUCUCAGCUAUACUAUGAAUAUAGUUUUAUAUCUGCAUUUAAAAGUGUAUAUUAAAUUUUUUUCUGGAGAAUAAGGAAAAGGUCUGUCUCAUUGACAGGUUUGUUUUUUUAUUGAUUACAGGAAUAUCCUAAUCUAACAACUUUUUUUGAUGGUGAGAUAAUUGGCGAUAAACACCCCUUCUUGACAAGGAAAUGGGUAAGGAAUUAUACAGCAUUAGGGUGUCAAAUACUAGUUUAUUAGAAGACACUGUUUUGCUCCCCCUUGUGACAUUUUGUGGCUUACUUUAGUUGGAAGCGCAAGCUGAAGAAGUCAUAACUAUUAGACCAGAUAGCAAGGUUGAUGAUAAACUGCGAGAACCUUUAGUUAAUUUGGUAACAAAUUUAUGUUUUGUCUCAUGAAAUGUUCUUUAUGAUGCAGUAUAGAUCCAGUCUUAAUUUGAAAUCAGACCCCAUAAUGUCAAAAUUAAUUUGUGUCAUAUUUUUUUGGCACAUUAUCAUGCUGUCAAUUUGUUGAACUAGAAAAUUGUGCUUAUUGAUUUUCUGUAGCUACCUCAAUAGUGGUGUCUUGACAACAGUUCAGCAUUUCUUUUUUUCUUCUAAAGAUGAAUUUAUAAUAAAUCAAGGUAAUUAUUUUGUUUUGUUUUGUUUUUUCUUUAUUAGGAUGCUGAUGAAGAUGUUGACAGAAAACACUGGGUAAAUAAUUUUUCUUUAUGGCAUCAACUUUUUCUGAAAGCAAAAGUAAAAAACCAGUUUCACUGUAUGUUUACCAAAUGUAUUAAACUUUGUACUGUUAACCACUCUCUUUUGUCUCUUAGGGUAAAUUUCUGGCAUUUUAUCAGUUUGCAAAAUCAUUCAACUCAGACAGUUUUGAUUACAGCCAACUGGACAAUCUAGACUUUGUUUUUAUGAGAUGGAAGGUAAGUCUUUCUAACAUUGUAUUUUCCAUUUCAGGCAGUGCCAUAUUCUUAACCUUGCUUAACCUCUUUGACCCUUAAGAGUGAAAAGCAUCUUAUUUUCUCCUUACAAUAUCACCCUGAAUCACUUAAUAUAUAGAUUUAACAAAAUAAAAGCGUUUCUGAUUGGUUUAAUUUCCAUGCCUAUGUUAAAUAAAUUAAAAAGUGCAAUAAAACUUAUAGAGUACUGGAGAAGUUGCCAUGGAAAAACCUAUCUACUGGCAAGUGAACACUUUAUUAUAAAAAAUUCUGACAGCAGGUUAUUUUGUCAAACCAAAACAUCGUUGAGCAACUUAAAGAAAAUGGAAAAACAAAAACACGUUGAAAGCUACACAGACCUGGUUAAAUGUCUGGCAAACAUGCCAUGACCAUAAGUAAACCCAAAAACUCUUGCCGGAAUAACUGAAAUUUAGCUUUUGAGUUCGGGCCCUAUUUUCUGUAUUUCAAGAACUUCACGCUUGAUUUACCUGUCACAACAUUUUUUUGAUUGGUUCAAAUAAAACAUGUGAGCAUUUUGGAACCAAUUGAAGGUUUUUUGUAGUAGGCAGUGACUUUUUUUGUCAAAAUAUAAUAAAUAAAAAAAUCAUGAAACCUGCUUGAUUGCAUUUAAGUGAUUUAACUCAUUCUUAUUCUUUGAAACUUCUUUUUGAGAAGGAUACAAUAUUUUAUAACAAAAAACCUUCAAAACAUCAGGUUGUGCCCAAAAAUCAAUUUGACUAUACUUUUAUAGCCAAUACCAGUCCCUUCAAAUGGUAAAGGUCAGGAGAAUAAAGUAAAUAAUCAAUAACUUGAAAAGCUCUUGAUUGACCAGAUUCUGCUUGUCAGUACCAUAGGAAAUAUGUAGAUAACAGUAUGGAGAAUAUCCAUUCUGAUGUUGGGGUAAAAUGGUUUAAACAGGUCCUAUAACCUUUCAAUUUUAUGACAAACCAAUUUUUUCCUUUGAUUUACAGGAACAUUUCUUAGUUCCAGAUCACACUAUCACAGACAUAACUGGAGCGUCAUUUGCAGGGUUUUAUUAUGUUUGUUUGCAAAAAUCAGCCGCCACCAUUGAGGGUUACUACUAUCACCGAAGCUCUGAAUGGUUAGUUCAACUUUUUUUGUACUCCUAUUGUGCUUGACAGUGUAUUUGCUCUUGCAUUUUGGACAAUGAAAAAACUGAAACACAACUUGUAAAAGCCUUUCAAAAAGAAGCUUUCUAUUUUUUAUUCCCAGAAAGUUUACUUUUAAGCCUCGACUUGAUUUUUCCAGACUCAUUUCCAAGCAUGUUUGUUCAUGGGUUUACAUAUUGCUUUAUUUUUGCUUGACUCUGUUCUGUGAUUGGUCCAGAUUAGCUGUGCCAUCCUUUGAACCAAUGAAAUGCAAAACUACAACUAAAUACAACUUGGUGGCUUCCAGCACUGUAGGCAGUUUGGUUGGUUUUACAUUGAGUUCUCAUUGCCCCAAAGAACAUUUUCGUUUCUUGUGAUUACUUUUGUUUUGGUUUUUCAACACUGUAUAAAUUGUAAGAUUACCUAAUUCCACCUUUCCUUCCUUUCCAGGUUUCAGUCCUUAAAUCUUGUCCAUGUUCCUGAUCACAGUCAACCCAUUUAUGAAUUCAGAUGAUAUUGAACAAGAAAACAAAUCUUUAUACUCUUAUAUGCUUCUUAAUGAAUAUUUUUAGACUUCCUCUGGCACUUCCAUGAUGAUAUUAUGAUAUAUGCUUGGUUUACAGCUCAAGUCAGACAAGCUUAGUAGAUAUUUUCCAUAAAAUCAAAAUAGUGUUUGAGGUUUUACAUUCAGCAUGCAUGGUGUCAUGUUGUAAAGAUUAUCGUCCAGUGACAAGUUAUUAUCACGAAGAGAUAAUGAUACCUUGGCAGGUGUUUGUUUUCUGUCUUGUUGCAAAUAGUUAUGGCAUACACAGCUACACAUAUAAUGUGAAUUAAAUUAUAUGCAGCUGUUGAAUUUGAUUACUUAAAUGAGAAGAUUGAUCAAGAAUGUUAUUUCUUUUAAUUAAUCAGCACUACUACUGCAUACAUUGUAGUGUAUUUCGAAGAAUAUUUGGAAUGAAAAGUCAAAAAUUGGUUGUGUUGUUGCCAUCUAUUCCUUUGUUUGGCACUUCUGUAUGGAGAAAGUUGAGUACAAACAAUCCUAGCUGUAACCUGGAACAUUCUCAGUACUCUGUAAUGUAUAUUUUCAGAGAUGUAUCAACAAAGUUCACAAUCAAUUUCAAAUUGCCAACUUGAUGACACCACAAGGGUAUGUUUGUCUCUAUAUUGUCAGAAAAAUGACCAAUUAAUUUAUGAUUUCCUUUUAUAGUUCUUAUUGACAAAUUGAUACCAUUAGGGGGAUAUGGAGUACUUUUACAGGGAGCUCCAACCAUAUCCAAAAGGGGAUUUUGUGCGCAUCUGGCUAAUAAAGUUAAAUCUAAUCAAAGUGUUUAACCCUUUUACUCCUAACAGUGAUUAACAUGUAACUUCUCCCUAUAAUAUCCAUACAUUGUCCACCAAACAUGAGGAUAUUCAAACUUAUCAGGUAGAGGUUGGUGGUUCUGAUUUAUCACCAAAUUCUUGGGACUUAUUUAUGAGGAAAUGUGUAGCAGCUAGAGAGGAGAAUUGAUAAUCAGAUCCUGGGAAUUAAAGGGGUUAAUGUGACCAAAAUCUCAUAGAUCUCUUUCUCUGUGUGUUGUUUUAUGUUUAUACUUAGCAAAGGAGUAUUAAACCUCUUUUUCAUGGUUUUAAUGGUUGAAAUAAUUGUUUUUAGAUUACUAAUAUUAAGAGCUACACAUACUGAGAAUUGAAAAGUUUUAAAUUAGCUUGAUGGCUCUUAGAAAUUGAAGUACCUUCUCGUGUUUCAGCAUGCUCUGUACAAUAAGCAUUAUUUGAGUUAAGAACGUCUGAACUUUGUCUUUGUACUGUAACAUGUGGGUAUCAACUUUUAUUUAUAUUCUAGUCCUUUUGAAUGUUAAGUGCUAAGUGAUGGUUGAAGUAUUACUAUAAAUUCAUCAAAAUUUGUGAUAUCCCCCAAUGAGUUGCAAAUAUAUUAAAAAUGCUACAGCCCUCCAUAGAGUAUAU
Molecule: messenger RNA, 5304 nt
Organism: Pocillopora meandrina
Lineage: Eukaryota; Metazoa; Cnidaria; Anthozoa; Scleractinia; Pocilloporidae
Source: the annotation of a GenBank genome assembly